AUGAUAGAAUCGGUUCCUUGUAAACUACUCAUUGGAAUCUCAUUAGAUCAAGAACAAAGCAUGGAACUUCUGUCAUCUGCAAUCUGUAAUCUGGCUCGUCCUAAUGACACUGUCGUUGCAUUGCAUAUUCUUGAAACGCGGAAGAAACAUGAAUCCAAAAGUGGUUCUUCAAAGUCAAACAAUAGGUACCAAAUGCGAAUUCGAAAGGCUAAAGCAUUUGUUAUAUCUGUCAUGGGGGAAUUUGCCAAUGUUUGCCGUGCUAAACAGGUGAAGUUGGAGGCAAGGGUUGGGUUUAGCUCUAGUGUUGGAAAAGGACUUAUUGAUGAAGUCAAGAACAUAUCGUCUAAGUAUCUUCUCAUUGCAAGCAAAAGAAACAAACUACACAGGGUCUUUAAAACACAAAAAUAUUGCCUUGAUCAUACACCGAAAUCAUGUUCACUAGUACUGAUACAGAAAUCUGAUAUGCCACAAGAUUUUCAUUCUACGACAAUGAACGUAAAAGACGAAAAGAGUGAGCAGUGUUCACCUAGAAAUGUCUUGGAUUUAUCUGGAGAGUAUCAUAGCACAGAAGAAGACAGUUCUAGCUUUGAAGGGUCAACAAUAACAGAGUCCUCUUCACCUUCAUUGAGUGUUGACUUGAAAAGCCGUUCCUCUUUUAGAAGGCAUAUAUCAUCGUUGAAGCGCAUUUCAUCCUUUUUACUCUCUCCCUUUGAGCAAGAUUCGAGUAAGCAGAAUUUGAAGCUUUCUAUUAAACAGCCACCACCACCACCAUUAUUGAAGUGUUUCACUUACCAAGAGCUCGCGAAUGCGACAAAUAAUUUCCAACAAGAUAACAUCGUCGGGAUAGGUGGCUAUUCGGAGGUAUACAAAGGUGAUCUACUAAAUGGACAAUCCAUUGCAGUCAAAAAGCUUGCCAGGGACAACAAUGAUCGAACAAAAGAAAAAGAGUUCCUAAUGGAGUUAGGCAUUCUUGGACAUGUUAAACAUCCCAACACUGCUAGCUUAGUUGGAUGCUGUGUCGAAAAUGGACUAUAUCUCAUCUUCAACUACUACCCAAAUGGAACUCUCUCAUCAGCAUUACAUGGAAAAUCGGAAAUCCGUCUAGAAUGGCCUGAAAGAUACAAAAUUGCUCUUGGGAUAGCUAAAGGGUUACAUUAUCUUCACACUUGUUGCAAACACAGAAUUAUACACCGUGAUAUUAAAGCAUCAAACGUCCUACUAGGUCCAGACUUUGAACCACAGAUUUCAGACUUUGGUCUGGCAAAAUGGCUUCCCAGUAAAUGGACACACCAUGCUGUAAUUCCUAUUGAAGGGACUUUCGGAUACUUAGCACCAGAAUACUUUAUGCAUGGAAUUGUGGAUGAAAAAACAGAUGUUUUUGCUUUCGGAGUUCUUCUUUUAGAAAUCAUAACCGGGCGUAUGCCUGUCAAUUCAGAGAGGCAGAACCUUGUACUGUGGGCAAAACCACUUAUUGACGCUGGAGACAUUUGCGAACUAGUUGAUCCUGAUCUGAAAGGUGAAUACGACUUCAAUCAAAUUUAUAGAUUAGUACUCACGUCUUCAUAUUGCGUACAACAAUCUUCUGACUGGCGACCUUCCAUGACUGAGGUGUUAGAAGUUCUACAAUUGGGAGAUGACUCAAAUUUCGCAAAGAAUUGGACCAUACCAAAAGUUGCACAAGAUGAGAAUGAAAUGGACGACUAUUCAAUGAUUUUUGGCUAUGAUGUCCCAUCUGAUAUAAGUUUAGAUGACAUUUAGUUAAAAAUAAUUAUCUGGGUUUGUAAGAAUUUCUAAUUUUGGACUUAGUAACUUCUAUAAAAUAAUUAGGUGGCUAUGAAUUCUUUAAUUCUUAAUCUUCAUUGUAAGUCUCCUUAUUAA
Erigeron canadensis is the source of this 1878-nucleotide messenger RNA. Its product is annotated as probable receptor-like serine/threonine-protein kinase At5g57670. The transcript has 10 exons. Gene Ontology annotation, biological process: protein phosphorylation. NCBI's taxonomy places the organism in Eukaryota, Viridiplantae, Streptophyta, Magnoliopsida, Asterales, Asteraceae. Gene Ontology annotation, molecular function: ATP binding; protein kinase activity. The coding region runs from base 1 to 1758 and encodes 585 amino acids. The record is from RefSeq and is a predicted model, not a curated record.